Molecule: messenger RNA, 517 nt
Organism: Entelurus aequoreus (snake pipefish)
Lineage: Eukaryota; Metazoa; Chordata; Actinopteri; Syngnathiformes; Syngnathidae
Product: protachykinin-1-like
Exons: 5
Coding region: 50-388 (112 amino acids)
Source: RefSeq, a predicted model, not a curated record
UUUUGUUGCAAAUCGGGGCCGUAUCUGCUGACUUUUCCACCGUCUGGGCAUGGAAGCACUGAGGUUGGCGGCUGUGCUGUUGCUGCUGGUGUGGGCAGAGUCUCUGGGCACUCUGGGAGGUCCUCUGUCCAGCCAGGGGGACGACAUGGAAGCGUGGAGCGUGGACGACUGGCAGGGCUACCCAUCAGAAACACAGCUCACUCUCCGUCUGGUUGACCUCCUCAAGCGCUCCAAAGCCCAGCAGUUCCAUGGCCUGAUGGGAAGGAGCUUAGGAACAUCUCAUCCCAUGAAUCUGGACAGGAAAAGAAAUAAAGGGGAGAUGUUCGUGGGACUCAUGGGAAGGAGGAGUUUAGAUGAAGAUGUGCAAGAGGAGUGGAACUCCUACUAGAGAAGAUACAAAGAUGUCACUUUUGUUCCAGUUCUGUGAUGUUCAGUUUGAUCCUCAGCGUCUUACUUUCUUGUCAAUCAUCAACGGGACAUUCAUAUGCCAUAAAUAUCAAUAAUGUAUUUUUAUGUC